UGAAACAACAGAUUUAGCAGCUUUGGGAAUUUCAUAUACUCCAUUAUUUUAAAAAAAAGUUUCUGAAUUUAGGUUUAUCAAUUUGGGUGUUUCCAGAAAGACACAGAAAGGCACAAACUUCCAAGUUUUUUUUAAAUUUUUAUUUUUAUUGUUAUAAAAAAUUUUCUGCUCCAUUAGGGUUGAGGUGAAAGAUGCAAUUUUUUGUUGUUGUCAGUAAUAAUGUAGAAACAUGGCACAUGAGCAUCCACUGACCGGUGGACAUAUUCUUGGUUUGGUUGGUCUUUAUUGUUUUGAUCUGCUUGUUCUUCCCCUUCACAGUAGAUUUGAUUAAAUUAAUAUAUCUUCCCAUGCUUUGACUCAGAAGACCAGAUAUGGUGUCUAGAUUCUCUGUAUUGCAUUGCUGUUGCUCUCUAUCUCCUCUCUCCCUCUCUAUCUAGCUUAGCUUUGUCUGCCCCCAUUUCAAGAUCAGCUGGUGGAUCCACAUCCACAGCAGUAAAAAAAAGUAAAAAUAACAAGAUGAGUGAGGCUGUGGCUUCUGGUCUGCCACUUGAAGUGUCAGUUUCGUUUGGGAAGUUUGAGAGUGAUUCAUUGUCUUGGGAAAAAUGGUCAUCUUUUUCUCCAAACAAAUACUUGGAAGAAGUAGAGAAGUGUUCAACUCCGGGAUCUGUAGCUCAGAAGAAGGCUUACUUUGAAGCCCAUUACAAGAAGAUUGCUGCCCGGAAGGCCGACCAGUCGGAUCCGGAGAAGCAACUGGAUCCCUGCCGUUCAAGAUCUGAUGAAACUAACCAGGAAAGUGGAGUUCAAAUGGUGCCCGUUCUUGAAAAUGGCGUCUGCCCGUCCAGUGUCUAUAGAUCUGAAGCAGACAAUGUCUCCUUUGAUGAUGGAACUCCUCGGAUGAACCUUGGGAUAAGCAAUGGGCAUGAAACCGUGUUGGGUGAAGAAGAAGAAGUAGAAGAAGCCCCCCCUCAAGAGAAGCCUGAAGUAAGAAAUGAAGAUGGCAUUGUCUUGGAAGAAGAAGAAGAAGAAACUCCUCCUCACAAGAGCCCUGAAAUAAGAAAUGGUGAUGAAGUUCUCGCAGCUGAAGAAGAAGAAGAAGAAACUCCCCAAAAGAGCCCGGAAAUAAGAAAUGGAGAUGAAAUUGUUGCAGUUCAAGAAGAAGACGACGAAGAAACUCCUCUUAAAAAGAACCCAGAAAUAAGAAAUGGAAAUGAAGUUGUAGCAGUUCAAGAAGAAGAUGAAGAAGAAAGGACUCCUGAAAAGUUUCCAGAAAUAAGAAAUGGAGUUGAAGUUGUCACAGUUCAAGAAGAAGAAGAAGAAAAAACUCCUCAAGAGCAUCCUGAAAUAAGAAAUGGAGAUCGAAUGGUCUCUUUGGUAGAAGAAGAAACUACUCAAAGGAACCCCGUAGAGGUCGUAGAACUGAAGGUGCUCAAAGCAGACAACAAUAGCGGUAAGCUGAAAGGACAUAAGAAGCGCAAUGACCACAAGAUACAUCCAUCUAUGAAUGAUCCAAUGCCAAUUGGGACAAGGAAAACAUUGGCAUCGCCAGCUGUGAAAUCUUCUAGAGUUUCUGCUCCUAGAUUAUCGUCACCAGAACUAUCUUCUUCCAAGGUUUUGGGAAAGAAGCCAAGCGGGUCACCAUUGCAGAAGAUCAUCAAGAAUACUCCCCUGAGAGAAACCAAGAAAUCAUCUCCCAAGGUUGUCUCCCCUCAAUCUUCAACUAAGAUUCAGAACGGUUCCUCAUUGCUCAGGAGCAAGAUUUCUUCCCCCAUCACUGAUAAUAGGAGAGCAAAAAUGAGUUCUAUGCACAUGUCCCUCAGUUUGGGCCCCGCAGCGCCCACAUCAGAAGGUACACAGAGAAAAUCUGUUGUUUUGGAGACAGUCAAGGAAAAAUCUCAUUUUGCAAUGAGAGGGUCUUUGAUAAUGGAUAAAAUGGGGGACAAGGAGAUUGUAAAGAGAGCAUUCAAGAGCUUUAGGAACAGCUUUACCGAAGUGAAAUGUUCCGGUGAUGAGAGAUAUAAUGGAUCUGAACAGGUGACGCCUAAAAGGCCUGAGCAGAAGAUUUCACCAUCUAUGGCUCGCGGAGAAAAUGCGAGAUUUGGGAAGCUGGACGAAAAAGAUACUCCUCAGAAAGGCCAACCUGUAACAAAAUCAAAAUAUGUGCCAUCAAGGACGCCCAAAGAUGUAGGCGUGGAGAAGAAAAAGACGAUAUUGACCAAACCUUCAUUUGGCCUGCGCAACCGAAAGAUCAACGAAACGCUUGAGAAAGAGGGUAGCAAACCAAGGUCCAUCAGCCUGUCAAGCAGGUGAAAGUGAAGCCAAGAAACCAGAGAGCAAAUAGAAUCUUAUGAACAUACAAAAAAAACCAGCAAAGUUAUGACGUCACCCAUUCUUUCUGUGUACAAAUACCCACCCCCACCCCACCCCCCCAAUGUAUGAAUUAGUUCUGUGUCACUGUUCAUUUCCUUGCAAGCUGUUUGGUAACAAGGAUGGAUAACUAACUGAGAAAAUUACUGUGUUUUUAUGUGUAGUACUGACUAGUGGUAUUAUGAGUUGGAAAAAUAGAGGCCAUGGAAUAAAAUAAAGGUUAUUUU
Messenger RNA from Cuscuta campestris, 2591 nucleotides. The record is from the annotation of a GenBank genome assembly. Lineage: Eukaryota; Viridiplantae; Streptophyta; Magnoliopsida; Solanales; Convolvulaceae.